Molecule: messenger RNA, 3262 nt
Organism: Coregonus sp. 'balchen'
Lineage: Eukaryota; Metazoa; Chordata; Actinopteri; Salmoniformes; Salmonidae
Source: the annotation of a GenBank genome assembly
AUGGCAGAGGGAGACAAGAAGAAGGUGGCCAAGAAGGCUCACUGCAGCCGGAACCCUGUCCUGGCCAGGGGCAUCGGUCGCUACUCCCGCUCCGCCAUGUAUUCCCGCAGGGCCAUGUACAAGAGGAAGACCAAGACCACUGAGACCAAGGUGAGAGAGGGGAGGCACACAGACUGGGGGAAGCCGUCACUUUUGUUCUCUAGAUUGGAACUGUUAGACUUGUUUGGACCCCAGGAAGAGUACAUGCUGCCUUGGUAGCAGCUAAUGGGGAUCCCUAAUAAAUACAAACAGGUUCAGGGUUUAUUAAAAACUAGAUGAUGGUUAAUGUCGUAUAAUUUAUUUGUGUAGUGUACUGAAAGCUUCAACAUGUGAUGUCGGUGACUGCUUGUUUUAGAUUGAGAAGAAGCUGAAGGUCAAGACCCCAUCCACCAUCACCAAGACUGUCGGCGGUGACAAAAAUGGAGGCACUCGUGUUGUCAAGAUGCGCAAGAUGGUGAGUCUUUCGCUCAGACUCAAACAUUGUUUCCCAAAUUGUGGUUGGCAUAAAGUUUCUCAUGGAUCGUUGUAACCAUCGCUGGAUUUUAUAGCUCACAACCACAUUCAGCAGAUGAAGAUGCCGGUGUGAGACACAGCUUUUAUCUGUUGUAUACAUAAAAAUGCUGAUUUUUACUUUUCAUUAGUUCGAUAUACUACAUACAGUAAGGUCUGGUAGUGAGAUGUGGCGUUCAAUAAUUAUACACUUGUGAAGUCGUGUGUUUGAUCCCUUGACUCAUGUUUGCCCAAAGCCCCGUUACUACCCCACAGAGGAUGUGGCCCGUAAACUGAAGAACCAUGGGAAGAAGCCCUUCAGCCAGCACAAGAGGAACCUGCGUGCCACCAUCACCCCAGGAACCGUGCUUGUACUGCUCACUGGACGCCACCGCGGAAAGGUGAGAUCGCAUGCAUUAAUACUCAUGCAUGCGCACACACUCAUGUGUAAUGGAGUUGGAUCAUACCAUAACCUCACUCCAGCCACACCACCUUAAACUGUCCUUGUCCUGAUAACUGGAUGCCAGUGCAGGAAGGUGAGGACCCUCAUGGCCACACAUGACACUGCUCUCAAUCAUAAAUAUCUAUUGCUUUCACACGCUCAGGCUUACUCGCUGUAUAAUUAUUUUGCAACCUAUAAUAUUGCAGAGAUUGUGUGCUGUGCAUAUGAAUUUAAACACCCUUGAUGCACUGCAGCCAUUUUUUGCCCUACAUGUGAUAAGCUGCCUGAUACUCCCACACUGACAAAUCAGUUCACCUCUUGCCCACACAUAGAAACACACACAUAUACAAGCCUCACACAGGCAUACUGCUGGCAUACUACAGUAGUUCCCACACACAGGACUGCGCCCACACACUGAAUUCACCCAGCAGGUCCUGCUGCUAUGGUGUCAGCUUUGAAGUGCGGCUCAAUUGCCAGAGGACACUUGCAGCAUUGUAUUGGGAGCACAUAAAUGUGUAAAGUGGAAGAUUUCAUUAAACUCAAGUUGAUGAACAGAUUGUUUAAAGAUUUAUGUAAUGCGUUUCCCUAUACAUUUAAAUUGGCAUUGGCCUAGUACAAUUGUUUGUACUAUUUUUGUUUUGUUACUGUAACAAAGUCGAGGGUGAUAAAUGGAUCAGCUCUAUAUUCUAAUAGAAAGGUUUGAUGGUUUCAGCUGUGGCACUAUUCCUUUACCCCUUGGUUUUACCAGUAAGAAAGAAUCCGGUGUGUUUGCGCUAGGCUGGAACUAAAGCCUGUAUAUCCUGUAGUUUCAGGAUCAGGGUUGGUGAUCACUACUGUAGCAUGUACAUGUGGUAGAUGUCCUGUGCAAUCCAGUGACUGGCUCUUCUCUCUCUCCCUUCAGCGUGUUGUGUUCCUGAAGCAGCUCUCUAGUGGUCUUCUGCUUGUAACUGGUAAGAACAACCAGUGGUUUCUUUGAAAUAUUCUUGUCACGGUGAAUUGGCAAAACAAGUGUUGCAUAAAGUAGUUAAUUUCAGAAUGUCCAGUGAGAUUUUAUUUCACAUUCAUGUCUGUGCAGCUGCAGUACCUCAUCAGGUAUCCAUCCUACCUUGAUGUGAUGUUUUGAAAAGUAUGCUCUUCUUGCCAUUUCAGUUGUAACUCAAUCCCCCUCUUGCUCUCUCCAUCCUCUAGGUCCCCUGGCCCUGAAUCGUGUCCCCCUUCGCAGGGCACACCAAAAGUUUGUCAUCGCUACAGCAACCAAGGUCGACAUCUCUGGCAUGAAGAUCCCCAAGACUCUGUCAGACGCCUACUUCAAGAAGAAGAGACUGAGGAGACCCCGCCACCAGGAGGGAGAGAUCUUUGACACAGAGAAAGAGGUAAAUCCCACACUACUAGACAUACACAACCUAUACACACUUGCAAACCCUUCUGGGAUUUACAGACUAGUGGGAGGGAGUAGUAGUAGUGGUGAGGGGUGACUUGAGUUGUCAUUGGACUGGUAGCGUACAAGCAGUGUGCACAUACUAAAUCGGGGUAGGCAACUAGAUUCAGAUGCGGGCCGAUUUGUCAGAGCGGAUGGUCGACGGGUCGUAACAUAGUGAUAAUAAUUUGUACACUGCAAAUUGACCACAACUAAGCCCAAAAAGGAGAUUGUAUUUGAAAAUAACAAUUUCAUACCUUGAUUACAUUGAGACAGUCACAUUUGUUUAUUAAAAAAAAUGGUAUUUGUGGGAAUACUUGGUGAACAGAUUUCCUAAAUAUAACACAUUUUUAGCUUGGUUCCUGGUGAUUUUAGUAUUUUUACAUGCGAACUGGUUUUGGCCUGCGGACCGCCUGUUGCCGACCCCUGUACUAGAUGCACAACACAUGUAUAAAUCCUAAUCCCUCAUUCCUUAGAAUGUUAUUUGGAGAAUGCAGUCAGUUUAUACUGACUGCUCAAAUAUUUCACUUGGGAGGGGGUCUUUUGUUCAAUAAAUGGAUGACUACUCUUUCCUCUUUGGUUGUGGCAAAAAAAAACUAGGUUGUGACUAGAACAUGCUUUUCAUUGGUAGGCAACAACCUAAAGUCUAUCUCUUACCUCUCUCUCUUCUCUUCCCCCGCUACAGAAGUACCAGUUGACAGAGCAGAGGAAAGAGGACCAGAAGACUGUAGACUCUCAGCUGCUGCCCCUCAUUAAGAAGGUUCCCCAGCUGAAGGGCUACCUGCGCUCCUCUUUCUGCCUCUCCAACGGGGUCUACCCUCACAAACUGGUUUUCUAAAUGUUUUAAUAAAGAGUACCACCACAGUCCUAUCCCA